Molecule: messenger RNA, 1718 nt
Organism: Pimephales promelas (fathead minnow)
Lineage: Eukaryota; Metazoa; Chordata; Actinopteri; Cypriniformes; Leuciscidae
Gene: ognb
Product: osteoglycin, paralog b
Biological process (GO): bone development; articular cartilage development
Cellular component (GO): extracellular matrix
Molecular function (GO): protein binding
Source: RefSeq, a predicted model, not a curated record
AGAGGCUGUGACACACUGCGCUGCUCUUCACACAGGACAACAACUGUUUCUCCUCACAAGAUGAUGGAUUUGAGGAUUUUACUCUUUUUCGUGACCAUGCCAUGGAUAUUUUGUGAUAUGGCUAGAACCAAUAAAAUGGUCCCUAAACACAAAGGGAUAUUGAAAACAGUAGAUGAUGAAGAAUUGAUCAUAGAGAGUAGAGUUGUCAUGGAAGUCAAGAAACCAAAGAAAAAGGUCAUUCUUAGCCCAGACUAUGAUAGUCCAGCUGAUAAAGAUGACGAAAGUCCAGGAGCAGAUGAUAAAGAUGACAUGGAACUUCCCACUUGCCUGCAGUGUGUGUGUCUAAUUGGAUCAGUAUAUUGUGAGGAGGUUUCUCCUGACAUGACAACAGUUCCACCACUGCCAAAGGAAACGGCUUACUUCUAUGCGCGCUUCAACAAAAUCACUAAAAUUACCAACAAAGACUUUGCUGAUAUUGCCACGCUGAGAAGAAUUGACCUGUCUGGCAACCUCAUCUCUGAGAUAGAAGAUGGCGCCUUUUCUAAACUCGAUCAGCUCGAGGAACUAACGCUCGCUGAGAACAAGCUGGUCAAGCUCCCAAUGCUGCCAGCUAAACUUUUGUAUCUCAAUGUCAACCACAAUCUACUUAGAACAAAGGGAGUGAAAGCAAACAUUUUCAAGAAACUUAGCAAGCUGGCGUACCUGUACCUUGGAGACAACGGGCUGGAGGCCGUCCCACCGCUGCCGGAAAGUCUUCGUGUGGUUCAUCUACAUAACAACAACAUAACGUCACUGACGGAUGACGCGUUCUGCAAAGGAAACAACACGCACUACAUCAGGUACAACAUGCAGGAGGUUCGGCUCGAUGGAAACCCGAUAACUCUGGCCCAACAUCCCAACAGCUUCAUCUGUCUGAGAUCUCUGCCGAUUGGACACUAUAAGUAAUGCUCUUAGAAGAAGAAGAAGAUAAAAUGUUCCUUAAAGGAGCAUUUCACCCAUUGCAACAUUAAUCUUUAUUGAAAAUAUGUAGUCGAAAUGUAAAAUCAUUUUUUAAUUUAGUGCCCUCUUGACUGAGAAAAGACAGAAAAAUAACCAAGGGGCGCCUUUGUGUUAAAAAACUACAGUUCCCAGAAUUCCCCAACAUUGCACAGCUCCGCAAGACACACCCACUAACCCACCCACCGGAACAGCGCAAACAGAGACGCAAACACACUCUUCCGUCUACAACGCUAACAUUAGCUGUUACCAGAGUAAGAGUUUGAAAUUCAUUUCAAACAAAAUGUCUAGUUAGUUGGCUGUGGCGAGCAGGACGAUCGAGUGCGAGGGAUGUAAGAGGAUGGCGCGCUGCGCGAGGCCGGUGGCGUGAGUGAUAAUGAAAGACACCUGUAACGGCGCGCGCCGGUGCGUCUCUCCCGAAUAGAAGGAGCGAAUGCAUAAAAUGGGGAGCGACGACGGCAGAUCGAGAGAGAAACAGGCCUGAUUUUAUGUUUUGUUUCUGUUGUGUGUAACGCUGGCUUACUUUCGUUUUGUAUUUGUUCAUUUUACUAUUAAAAUGUUUAAAUGUUCGCCGGUUCAUGCCUCUUUCUUCCCACAACAUUAAACCCCGUUCACGUUACAUUUGUAAACACAUUAACGUUAGUGAAUUACUCCGCGUUUGUAUUUUUUUCUGUAUGGUGAAUUACUGCAUGAUACCUGGAUGUUCUGAAGGCGAAACUAUC